Molecule: messenger RNA, 1736 nt
Organism: Arabidopsis thaliana (thale cress)
Lineage: Eukaryota; Viridiplantae; Streptophyta; Magnoliopsida; Brassicales; Brassicaceae
Gene: IPT1
Product: isopentenyltransferase 1
Exons: 1
Coding region: 297-1370 (357 amino acids)
Biological process (GO): cytokinin biosynthetic process
Cellular component (GO): chloroplast
Molecular function (GO): ATP/ADP dimethylallyltransferase activity; AMP dimethylallyltransferase activity
Source: RefSeq, marked reviewed
CAAAUGCUCUUUAAAAAACUAAAAAAAUCAGAGACAAAAACUCUCUCUGGUUUAAUCAUGCAACUAUGUUAUUUUAACAAUUUUGUAAGCUCAAUUUCAUGAUUCAUUUCCUCUCUAAAACCCUCUCCAAACCCAAAAGAUAGUGACGCAUUUGAGGUCAGCCACCACCUCCAUUGAAGUGAAGCUUGAGAAAGACAAAAAGAGAGAUUGUAUAGUGUGGUGCAUCGUUUCAAAACACAACAACAAAAAGAACCGUACGAAACUUUUGUCUCUUUCCGUGUUGUUGUUGUUAGCUAAUGACAGAACUCAACUUCCACCUCCUCCCAAUAAUCUCCGAUCGCUUCACGACGACGACGACAACAUCACCGUCGUUCUCGUCACAUUCUUCUUCUUCUUCUUCUCUUCUCUCUUUCACCAAACGAAGACGAAAACACCAACCUUUAGUAUCAUCCAUACGCAUGGAACAGUCACGGUCACGGAAUCGGAAAGACAAAGUCGUCGUCAUUUUAGGAGCAACCGGCGCCGGAAAAUCAAGACUUUCCGUCGAUCUCGCUACUCGUUUCCCUUCAGAGAUCAUAAACUCCGAUAAAAUCCAAGUCUACGAAGGAUUAGAGAUCACAACGAAUCAGAUUACGUUACAAGACCGUCGCGGCGUUCCUCACCAUCUCCUCGGCGUCAUCAACCCCGAACACGGCGAACUAACCGCCGGAGAGUUUCGCUCCGCCGCUUCAAACGUCGUCAAAGAGAUAACUUCUCGUCAAAAGGUUCCGAUUAUCGCCGGUGGAUCUAACUCUUUCGUCCACGCACUCUUAGCUCAACGAUUCGACCCAAAGUUCGAUCCUUUUUCAUCCGGGUCGUGUUUAAUCAGCUCCGAUUUGCGUUACGAGUGUUGUUUCAUCUGGGUCGAUGUAUCGGAGACUGUUCUCUACGAGUAUCUUCUCAGAAGAGUCGACGAAAUGAUGGAUUCAGGUAUGUUCGAAGAGCUGUCUAGAUUCUACGACCCGGUUAAAUCCGGUUUAGAAACCCGGUUUGGGAUUAGGAAAGCUAUAGGUGUACCGGAGUUUGACGGUUACUUCAAAGAGUAUCCACCGGAGAAGAAGAUGAUAAAGUGGGACGCUUUAAGAAAAGCGGCGUACGAUAAGGCGGUUGAUGAUAUCAAAAGGAACACGUGGACGUUAGCGAAGAGACAAGUGAAGAAGAUUGAGAUGCUAAAAGACGCUGGUUGGGAAAUAGAAAGAGUUGAUGCAACGGCGUCGUUUAAAGCAGUGAUGAUGAAGAGUUCGUCGGAGAAGAAGUGGAGAGAGAAUUGGGAAGAGCAAGUGUUGGAGCCAAGCGUAAAGAUUGUGAAGCGGCAUUUGGUGCAAAAUUAGUUUUUUUUUUUGUUUUUUCCAGCUAUUUUACAGCUCAUUUUUGGGAACUAUUUUUGAAAUAAUAAUUGGAAAAAAGAGACAUUUUUUUGUUGUUGGGUUUUGUUUUUGAGUAACAUAGAAUACAUAUGAUCAGACAUUUUUGGUUCUUAAAAACCUAAAUCGAUGGGAAAUUUUUUCAAAAAUGUUAGAAAAAGUACUUUAGUUUAUUGUUUUUUCUUUAUUAGUUUCUUGUUUUUUAUGUAAUGUGUACCAUUUUUUCAAAAGUGUUUGAUUUAAAGUUUUUGAUCUUUAGGAAAAUUAGGAGCUUGUUGUUUGUUUGUUUGUUUGUUGUAGUCUGCAGAAAUGUUGUGUAUAGAGAAGAAAGCA